AUCUGAAAAUAUCUGUUUAGGAUGAGAGUGACACUCGACAAGACGCGACCCUGACCACCAAUUUCUCGCGAUUUAACCCUCUGGCAAAGGGCGUGGGCGGCGUUGCACCGGUCCUGGGGCUGAGAUAAGGAGAGGAGCGUCCCCUGAGCACAUCGUUGGGACUUAGAUAAUGAGGAGAAGGAAAUCGUCGAGUGUGAAAUCUUGAGAAAGACAGUGUUGUUGUUUUUAUUUUUAUUUUUUUGUAUAAGCAGUGUGUGUUGUAAUUUUUUUUUUUUUUAAAGUCCGGGUUACUUAGAGAGUUUGUAAUAUUUUUCAUACACCGGAUCUUUCUCUCUGUUUGUUUUUUUUAUCAUCUAUUGCCCGGGUUUUCGUAUUAAAUAACCUCAGGAGUCGAGGGCUGGAACAUUGGACUAAUAUGAACAGGAUCUUCGUAUCAAGGUGAAGAUGUUUUGGAAAUACAAUUUUAGCUCCUCUGCGCAGAUAGAGACUCUCCUCCAAAAGGAAGAUGUCACUUUAUUCGAGCUUAUGGACGAGGAUGAGCUCCUCCAGGAGUGUAAGGCGCAGAAUAGAAAACUUAUAGACUUUUUGACUCGAGCCGAAGUCCUUGACGAAAUGGUGUACUUGGUAGUAAAUGAGCCUUCGGCAGAGGGUGAGAUGCAAAUGCGGUUUAAGUAUGCUAACCUUGCUGCAGAGCUACUCACAGCAGAUGUGCCAGCUAUUAUUGAUAAGUUGGUGGCUUCAACCAGCCUCUUAGAUAUAUUGUACAAAUUUCUAGAGAAAGAGAAGCCUCUUAAUCCGCUGCUGGCGUCCUUCUUCUCCAAGGUUCUAGGCAUGCUGGUUCAGCGUCGCUCCGAACAGAACUGGUAUUCCUAUCAGUUCACUUGCUUCCAGGUAUUGGACUUUUUAAAAUCCAAAGGUGAUUUUGUUGAACUGGCUGUACAACAUGUAGGGACCUCGGCUAUUAUGGAUUUGCUGCUCAAACUAAUCUGUAACGUUGAGGAGGACGAAAUCCGGCAGAGCGUACAUCAGUGGUUGAAUGAGGGCCAACUAGUAGAGCGGCUAGUAGACAAGUUAUCACCAGAUGCCGACCCAGAGGACCACGCCAGUGCCGACAAUCUCCUGUGCGAAAUUAGCACGUCCUGCAGGGACACAUCCACCGACGGACACCAGCAGACUAAUCCUCUUCUGGCGACUCUGGAAAGUGAAGACACAGUAAAUAAAUUGCUAGAUUUACUCCUCCACGAAGACCGGAACGACUCUUCACUUUCUCACGUGAUCAACAUCCUGCUUACUCUCCUUUCUGCUCGAACACAGCAGCAGCAGAUUCAGCACCAACAGCAGCAGCAACAAGGGUUGCAACAGUCUGUAUCCGUUGACUCAAGUGAUAGUGAAUCGAGCGAUGGGAGGAAAAAUGCCGUUGCAAGAAUUAUUGCCAAACGUCUACCAAGUCUUCAAAACAUUCUACUACACCCACCCAAGAAAGGGUUGUUACUUACUGCGUAUGGACAGGAAGUGGAGCCCCUUGGAAAUACCCGCCUUCAAGUCGUGACGCUGGUCGCCGCUCUCAUUGCAGUCAAUGACCCUGUUGUCCAUAAUUCACUCUAUGAACUUAAUACAGUUGAAUAUCUGUUGGACUUGUUUUUCAAAUUUAUGUUGAACAACUUCCUACACACCCAAGUGGAGCAGUGCCUGACCGCCAUUCUUACGAAGGCUCCAGCAGCAUCCUCUCCAGAAGGCGACACAGACCAUCGGUUACUCACGCAGCUCUUCAACGAGGGACGCAUCAUUGAGCGCGUUGUAGAGGCUUUUGACGAGUCCAGUGAAAGACAAGAAUGCAAACAGAUACACAAUCUUAAAGGUUACAUGGGGCACUUACGACAACUGGCUAACACCAUUGUACAGCAAGCAGAGUUCGGCCCAAAUGAACACCGCAUAAAGCAGCUAAUACAGGGCCUGCCUGGAGAUAAAGCCACCCAGUGGGACGAUUUUGUCUCGAAUGCGCUGGCAGAACUUAACCGCAAGAACAAAAUAACUCCUCUUCCGGUUCACGGGAUGCAUCAUCAUCUUGACUCUGAUGACGAUUCCGACGAUGAUACAAACUUUUUCCCACAAACCUUUGACAAUCCCGUGGUCAAACAGUGGAUCCACAUGCUUAGUGGUAAUUCUACUGCCGGAGAGCAUGAAUGGGGUUUGGCAACGGUUGAGGCAGACGAGACAGACGAGAGCCCACAGGUCCUGGAGGAAAAGCAGGAGGAAAUAGAGGAAGAAAAUGAGGUGGAGGAGAAAUGGACCCAGAAACCGGAUCAUGGAUUCAAGGAGAUGGACAUGGACGUCAUCGGUGACUUCCGUUACGCGGAUGACGAGUUCAAAGAUCCCGACGAUAACCUAAGCGGUCCUCUUCAGCGCCUCACCACUCAAGCCCUGGCUCUCUCUGGCGCAUCAGGGCUGGGUAGCGGCGCCCCGGCAGCAGGUCAGGCGGUUGAUGGAGGGGGAGAGGCAGGUGUGGGUGAGGACCACGACCUCUUUGAAGAAAUGUGUUCAAAUCGACUGCAUCACAUGAACGAGUUUGACGACAUGUGGAACGACAAGGAGAAGGAAAUCACCUUCAACCAAGAAGCGGUCCUAGCAGAGAACAGUGCAAAAGAAAAGGAGUCCUGUUCAAGCUCCGAUGACGAGGAUGAGGAAGAAGGCAUCAGAGGGUUGUCUUCAGGAGAAACCAAAAUGGAAGUGGAUCCCGAUGAUUGGGCUGAGGUGUUCGACAAGCGAGGUAGCGGGGGUGAAAAUGGAGGCGAUGAACCCGUGAACCCCUGGCAGUCAGCGCCCAUGUCUGACACCUCGGAAAACAGUGGCUGGGCAGACUUUGGUGGAAGUGGCUUUAGUGGUAGUGGUCCUGCAGACUGUUUUGCACAACCUAUCCACAAGCCCGAGACAUUUUCCGCAGAUUUCAGCUCCAACUUUGGAAGUACCGUGACUCAGGAAAACAGCUCAACCACUGCUGUUUUUGGUGAAACUGCUGCUUCCAACCAAGAGGCCUUCAAAGCUGACUUCUCAAAUAUAAACUUUGAUUCAGGAUUUGAAGCUAACUGUGAUGAUAAGAGUGCAGUCACUUCUACAGGGGACCCUCAGAAUAGUGAUUUGGAAGAAACAGAGACAGGAACUACUGAUAAAGAGGAGGCGGAAGACAAGGACGAUGAAGACCUCAUGGAGAAUUUCAACUUCCUAUCAUCUCGAGGGCUUAUGAAGAUGACUGGUGAGAACGCAGGUAUCAGUGACGCAGGUACAACACACGCCAUUCCCAGUGAAAAUGACGAGCAAACCUCAGGACCACCAAGCCCACCUCAGGGGGAGACACUACCAGAACCCACAGCACAAAGCUAGUUUCCAGACAAGGCUGAGGAGUGGGAGGGUCAACUGUAUGAGGAUGUAAAAAGAAAGUGGAACAACCACAACAGCUCAGGACUGCGAUGCCUGAAACGUACUUCCAAUUCAAAAUGCUCUCGAUAACCUCACAGAAACUCCCAUGGAAUUGCCUUUGUUUAGUUUUGUAUUUAUCGUAAUGGAUGUUGUCUCGACACAAACCACCCAACAGUCAUCGUUUCAUCAAUAUUAAAGAGUUCCAGUGGCUUAGUGAAAUGAAAUCCGGACUUCGCUUGUACGUGGUCGAGUUUUAAAUGUUACGGUCUUAAAGAAAGAAAAUUAAAAAAGAGUGCAUCUGUGGAAUUAAGGAGAUAGAUUUGGUUUCACUGAGCCACAUUUUUAGAUGUAUUAUGCAGUUUAGGGGAAUGUGCCUAGACAAGUUACACAGGAGAGCGGAGAUUUUUUUAUCUCCCUUUUCGCGUACUGGGUAACUUGCCAAAUCGUACUUGUUUAGAUAUUUUAUUCAAUGCCCUGUUGCUCAUAAAACAGUAGUAUUCUUUAUUGGUUUUUAAUGACUAGGAAAUAUACAGGUCUGAAAAUAGAUCAAAAACGAAUUAUACACGUCCACACUAGUGAUACAACUCCUGUAUUUUCAUUUUCCUUUCUCUCUUCUGUUUUUUCUCUCUUUUAUCCUUUUUUUUUUCUCUUCAUUCACUUUUAGAAACUAUUGCAACUGAGAGGAUCAGGAACUGUGUUUGUUCCAUAUAGAUUGCCGGAGUAAACCUGUUUGUAUUAAUGAGAGUAUGAUAUCCAGGAUAUUUCAUAAAGGCUGUACUGAUCUUCGAUUCAAAUCCGAACGAAAGAAUUUCUUCACUUGAGCUGACUUUGGGUAUUUGCCUUGCGUGAAGGAGUCCUGGCUGUUGAAAAAAUUGUGGUGGUUACAGUGACGCAGUAUUUGAAUUUUCGUUAUUGAGUAGCCUUUUCACUUGUCAGUAUGUUUCUCUCUUAUUUUUUCCUGUUUUUAUAUGGUUUUGUACCAGUAGAAAAAAAUAUAUAUAUGAAUUACAAAGACCCAUUUCAUGAUCAGAAGUACCUAUUUCAUUGUGAAACAUGUCCUCUGUGCAAAUGAAUUGAAUACGAAUGAAAGGCUAGCUAAAGAGCCGCCAUUGCUUGAUGAUAGGUAGUAGUCCAGCAACCAGAUCCUUCUAAGUACGCCGAUAUACCUUGAGUCUCAAAAUACAUGUUUCCAAGAUGAAUUACCACAUAAGAAGCUUAUUCACCAAGCAGACGGUUCUUAACCAAGACUUUUGUGUCAUUGCAGCAUAGUGAAGACUGCUGUCCCUUGUCAUCACUGAAACCUGGUGUAUCAUUCCAGUUUAGGAAUUUUUAAAAGUUAAAUGAGGAAUAGGGGACAUGCAUUAGUUAAGCCAAGUUGAAGAAGUAGGGUUUAGGUUUUUGUGUUAAUCAUUGUUUUGUGCUAUUGAAUCAAGUUGGUGAUACGUGUGUGAUUUUUAUUUGCAUGAGCUCACUAUAGGUAUUAUGUUCAGACUCUCGCUCAACUACAAGUAACCAAGAAACAUUCAGAGAUGUUUUUUAGACCCCAAUCAAUAGGUCUAGAAGAGCAAUAAGAAUCUAAACAUUCUACUAUCGGUGAAGUCCAUCGUGUCAAAGAGAUUCAGCUGAUCCAGAUAACGUGCAGCUCUCGUGUUUAGAAUAUUGGCUCCAAGGCAGAUCCUGGAGAUAGCUGACCUAUUCAUUCCACAAUACUUGGAAACCGUUUCUCCUCAAAUUAUGGUUAAAAUGAGGGGUGCAUUUCCUGUCUUCUACGGGUCCCCACUCUGACCAUUUACUCCUUGUCUGUGAAUAUUGUUUCCUAUUCCUGAAUAACAGAGGCACCCCUUUUGAUAUAGGCACUCAUACAGAUUUAAAAAAACCUCUCCACAAAGAGCAUGAGGUCAGUAAUGUCGUUGCAGAGGUUAACAAUGCACGAUGUCUGUCUGUGAUUGGUGGCAAAUGCCCAGUGUAGCAUACUUUUUAUCUUUGUAGAUAAUAUUAUAACUUCUGAUUUGGUGCUACUGUUUAUUUAUUGAUAGAUAAAUAUGAUCAUCAGUUAUUUGCCUUAAGUAGGGUUCACAAGAGACACUCAGCCUUUCUUGAGAAGUUGUAAUGUACCUUUUUCUGUUGCUUUGUAUAGUUUGAAGAUUAACUGUCAGAAUAUCUCGGAAAGGUUAAACUUCUCCCGGCUACCUUGUUUUGUGUAUAUUUCCUCUCGUUGAUGGGUACAACAUUCUGGUUAACGAAAGUUGUCAGUAUGGUGGUGUUUCUUGUGCAAAGAUGAAUCCUAAAUGCUCCUAGACAUUUAUCCUUCUCCAGGUUUUGCACUAUCCUUAUUAGUACAGAAGUGUUGGAACAUUAUAGUUUUGGUUAUUAUAAUCAACAGAUCCAGUUUUUGAGUGCUUAUUAUUAGCAUCAUCAGGCCCCUGACCUCUUCAAUUCCAUAUAACUGUUCAAGUAAUACAUGCUUUGGUGCCAGUGUUCAUUAUUUAAGUAUGGUAUGGUGAAUUGGUGAAAAUGGCAUUCCAGUUUGUCAUUACCAAGCAAACUUUUAGUCUAUUGUGAAUUCUUGCAGCAAUUUUCAAAUGUUGCUAAGGACAGGUAGUGAGGUAGGUUGCAUUAGCUUUUAUCAUAUUGCUCCACACGAGGCCAUGAGAUUCUUCUUGUGUCCUAUUGUAAAUGGAGUACUACUACUUGAUUGGUAUAAUUUUUACAAUAGCAUUCUUAUCGACAGUGCUUUUGUGUGUAUGGAAGUGUGGUGGCAUUGACAGCAAUACUCAUGCCAUAACUUGUAUGAUCCCUAGAGAAUCCAUUAUGAAGAUGUACAUAAAGGAUACCUUUCAUUAGAAA
This is a messenger RNA of Penaeus vannamei (Pacific white shrimp), 6261 nucleotides long. It is a transcript of the gene fmt, whose product is annotated as phosphatase 6 regulatory subunit 1-like protein fmt. Gene Ontology annotation, cellular component: nucleus; cytosol. The record is from RefSeq and is a predicted model, not a curated record. NCBI's taxonomy places the organism in Eukaryota, Metazoa, Arthropoda, Malacostraca, Decapoda, Penaeidae. Gene Ontology annotation, molecular function: protein phosphatase binding; protein phosphatase regulator activity.